Messenger RNA from Xylona heveae TC161, 710 nucleotides. RefSeq lists its product as hypothetical. NCBI's taxonomy places the organism in Eukaryota, Fungi, Ascomycota, Xylonomycetes, Xylonales, Xylonaceae. The coding region runs from base 94 to 567 and encodes 157 amino acids. Gene Ontology annotation, biological process: sensory perception of chemical stimulus. The record is from RefSeq and is a predicted model, not a curated record. Gene Ontology annotation, cellular component: membrane. Gene Ontology annotation, molecular function: transmembrane signaling receptor activity. The transcript has a single exon.
UCAGGCCGCAAAGAAUCGGGGCUGUUGCCUGGACCGAGAAGCCGCAAUGGCCGUCACAGGAAAGGCAACGAACUUGGUUGCCUUGCUCUCCAGAUGUAUUCUCACUCACGAGAAGAGUGUCGCCUUAGUUACCAGGCAACGACGUUUUGGGGGGGGGUCACUUUGACUGUCUCCUACUAUUGUGGCUCAUCCUUUUUUACUCUACCGGUAAUUCUGUGCUUCGGAUAUAAAUUUCACCUCAUUCUCCCCUUCAGCAUCGCUUCUCAUCAAGACUCAAUCACAUCAAAAAGCCUCUUAAAGCAUAACUGUCAUACAUUGUCUUUGCAUAUAUUAUCUCUCAACACCCCAAGCCUUUUGCAAGGAAAGAAAUGUCCUACGACCGCUACGGCAAGCCUGUUGUUCAUACUUCAUCACCAAGAUCUACUCUCAGCUCUGCCUACACUACGAAUAGCACUGCCAGCAAGGCCUACACCCAGGCAUACCGAGAGCCAGCAAUCUACUCUCCAUAUUCCUCAUCAUCGAGAUCGUCUCGAGAUUACUACAUCGCCAGCCCCAUGCCUAAAUUGAGCAGCGCCAGUACUGGCCGUGGAUACGGCAGCUCGCCUUCCGCAAACAGCUCGAGUUCUUCGAGCUAUGGGCAGGGUGGAGCCACAAGCUAUGUCGUUCGGACUCCAAGUGCAGGAAGUAUGUGAAGCGAUACAACUCUGCUG